Messenger RNA from Rotaria sordida, 1626 nucleotides. NCBI's taxonomy places the organism in Eukaryota, Metazoa, Rotifera, Eurotatoria, Philodinida, Philodinidae. The record is from the annotation of a GenBank genome assembly.
AUGAAAUUAAUCAUAGCUGGUAUUGGAAUUACAAUAAUAAUUACAAUUGUUAUUCUUGCUCUUGCAAUAGCUACAUUGGUCAAAGUUAACAAUCAAACAAAUGAUAGACCAUAUGUUGAUACAAGUAGCACAACAACAACAACAACCACCAUGACAACCCCAGGUAAUUUGGUUUUGGCUGAAUCAAUUCGUAUUGAUGAUGUCAUGAACUAUCUCAAAGAAUUACAACGUAUAGCUACUGCUAACAAUGGAAAUCGAGCUGUUACUACAACUGGCUUUAAUGAAACACUUCGUUACAUUAUAAAUACUCUUGCCAUCAAUACUAACUAUAAGGUAUCUACACAAUUCUUUCCUAUACGACAAUUUGCUCUUGAUGGCAUUCCAACCUUAAUUUCAUCAAUAAAUGGUGUCAGUAAAAAUUACAUAUAUUCAACUAAUCUUGCAGCUGCUGACUUUUAUCAUAUUCAAUUUUCGAUAGGAGCAAAUUUUUCUAAUUUUAUGCCACUUACUGCUAUUCCUAAUGUUGGUUGUUCAGAUGCUGACUGGCGAAAUGCUAAUCCAUCACCAGGUGGAAGAGUAGCAUUAGUCAAAAGAGGAAUUUGUGCAUUUGAAGAAAAGGGUGCGUUGGCUGCUAAAUAUAAUGUGUCUGCUCUUUUGAUCUACAAUGAUGGUGCAACACCUGAUCGUGUACCACCUAUUGCUGUUGGUCUUGGUCAAGAAAACUAUUUGCCUGCUCUAUUUCUCUCAUCGAGUGUUGGUCAAGAACUUGUUAAUGCAGCUCAAAAUACAUCAACCAAUGCAGGUGUUCGAAUUAUUAUUCAAGUAAAAGAUUUACCCAUAUCACCUAUAGGAAAUAUCUGUGCUGAUACACCGACAGGUGAUAUUACUCAGACUAUUGUUGUUGGUAGUCAUAGUGACAGUGUACCUGCUGGUCCAGGCAUAAAUGAUAACGGUAGUGGUAGUACAGCUAAUCUUGGUUUAGCUAUUGCACUUGCUCGUCUUUUCAAUAAUUCUAAUUAUGCAAAAUAUAAAUAUCGUGUUCGAUUUUGUUGGUGGGGUGCUGAAGAAAUUGGUCUUCUUGGUGCUGAUUAUCAUGUCAAACAAGCUAAAAUUUCAAAUGUUAUCGGUGAACGUUUGACUGAUUAUUUGAUCAAUCUUAAUUAUGAUAUGCUUGGUUCACCGAAUUAUAUCUUUGGAAUUUAUGAUGGACGAACAGCAAAUAAUGAUACACCAGUUCAUGCUCUUCCAGGUAGUAAUAAAAUUACAGCUGUAUAUCGUGAAUGGUUCGAUCAACAGAAGUUACCUUCGACUUAUACUGAUUUUAGUGGUCGAAGUGAUUAUGGUCCAUUUUUAGCUGAAGGAAUUGUUGCUGGAGGACUAUUCUCUGGAGGAGACGAUGUAAAAUCAGCAGAAGAACGUAAUUAUUAUGAUCAAAUGCUUGGUCAAGGAUUGGGUGGUAUUGCCGGUGCUAUUCAUGAUCCAUGUUAUCAUCAAGCUUGUGAUUCAAUUCAAAAUAUAAAUGUAUUUGUAUAUGAAAAGAUGGUACAAGCAGCUGCUUAUGUUUUAGAAUAUUUAGCUCGACAAGAUGAUUUGAAACAAUGGCUUUAUCCAGAAGGUAGACCAUUG